ACUCCGGGCUGCUUGUUCAUUGUACUGAGUCAGCGGCCAUACGCAAAUGGAUCCAGAGGAGGGCUGUGCUGUGUAGGCUGCACUCUACAUAAGCUCUCAACCUGCGGGACUGCGCGCACAUACUGCCGACUGGAGAUCGCAGGUAGCAUCUGGUGGCUUGACUUACACAUCAGAGGCUCUGAUUUGUGCUUAUUUUCACAAGGACAAGCUUAAAUCCAGGAUUGUCUGACGAGAUCUUUCAUACAUCCUCCGUUCCUGAUCUGCCCAUCGGGUGCAUAGAGCAGUACAAUGCGGCGGCUGUGCUGUUGACUAAUUGGACACCCCCUCCACCUUUUUUUCUUCUUUUAUUUUGCUUUUUUUUUGCCGGUUCUUACUCAAGGAGGCACAUUUCCAAAUCAAUGAUGAAGCUCAAACCAAACCAGACCAGGACAUACGAUGGCGACGGUUUCAAGAAGAGAGCGGCAUGUCUGUGUUUCAAGAAUGAACGUGAAGAAGAGGUUCUGCUGGUCAGCAGCAGUCGGCAUCCAGACCAGUGGAUCGUCCCCGGAGGAGGGAUGGAGCCAGAGGAGGAGCCAUGUGGCGCAGCAGUGCGAGAAGUGUUUGAGGAGGCCGGUGUGAAGGGCAAACUAGGACGCUUGCUUGGUGUAUUUGAGCAAAACCAAGAUCGUAAGCACCGAACGUACGUGUACGUGUUGACUGUGACGGAAACCCUCGAGGACUGGGAAGACUCUGUCAACAUAGGUCGUAAGCGGGAGUGGUUCACCGUGGAAGAAGCCAUCAAAGUGCUGCAGAGCCACAAACCCGUUCACGCCGAGUACCUGCGGAGGCUCCAGCUCAGCUGCUCUCCCACCAAUGGAAACUCCAUCCUCCCGAGCCCCUCAUCAAACGACAACUACCCCCAUUACAGCGCUACACCCACCACACCCUCGACGGGCAGCGUGCUGGGCUCCUCCUGCAGAUAGGACUGCAACUCAACCUCCUGUCCUGUCUAGCUGAGACAGUUCACCUAAAGUCUGUACAGUCUCGUGCAUGAAUCUAAAGACUUUUUCAGAGUUGUGGCUCUUCUUGUAUGUAUAGUUUCUAAUCUUAGCUGCAGGACAGACCAAAGCCAUUGCCAGAGCCGUGUUAAAGACUGAGCAGGAGAAGCUGGGAACACUCUGGCAGAGAAACUGUGAUUGUGGCUAAAUCGAACACUUUUCUUUUGCUGGCAAACGUCAGAAUGAGGAGCUGAAGUUUGGGACGAAGAAGCUGCAGACUCUGCUGGUACGAGUGACCUCGUGAAGGAAUGCCUUACAGAAACUUUGUAUGAAUGUGGUAUUGGGGUUGUUUUGUUUCACUGAUGGUCCUUUUUAUGUCAUUUUAUUUGAACGAAUAUGCUGCGUGAAUUCUAAUAAAGCGUAGUCGACAGUG
Messenger RNA from Haplochromis burtoni (Burton's mouthbrooder), 1410 nucleotides. It is a transcript of the gene nudt4b, whose product is annotated as nudix (nucleoside diphosphate linked moiety X)-type motif 4b. Gene Ontology annotation, molecular function: bis(5'-adenosyl)-pentaphosphatase activity; endopolyphosphatase activity; diphosphoinositol-polyphosphate diphosphatase activity. The transcript is spliced from 5 exons. Gene Ontology annotation, cellular component: nucleus; cytoplasm. The coding region runs from base 399 to 962 and encodes 187 amino acids. The record is from RefSeq and is a predicted model, not a curated record. Lineage: Eukaryota; Metazoa; Chordata; Actinopteri; Cichliformes; Cichlidae. Gene Ontology annotation, biological process: diadenosine hexaphosphate catabolic process; diadenosine pentaphosphate catabolic process; adenosine 5'-(hexahydrogen pentaphosphate) catabolic process.